AUGCCGCUCUGUCCUCGCGCCGCCGCGCAGGCGCUCCACUCGCCGCCUGAGCUCCAGCAGCAAGAGCACAAGGACGACGCUGCCUACUUUGACCAUAUCGACAACUCGCCUUAUACGCUGCAACCGCCCACUCAAUAUGGCUCAGACCAAGAGCCACUCUUGGAGUCGCAGUCAGCUCAAAUUCACACCAUCUCUUCGCACUUGUCGUCGGAGACGUCUAUCCUGUCUCGUUGCAUGACACAGCUUCUUCGCGCAUCCUUCAAUCGCUUUCGAUCGUCAUCUGCACCGACAGGCUCAAUGCCACGAUCGCGCAAACCAUGGCUGCCCAUCCUUCUCCUCGCAAACCUGGUCGUCACCGCGGUCUGCUUUGUCGCUGCUUGCAUCCACUUUAACACUUUCACCACGCUCUUCCUAUACCUCGCCUCGCUCGUAGUUGCGUUCCCCCUACUAUCCUUCUCCCUUUGCGCCGCUGGGCGAACUUCGCACAACUACAAGCUUCAGCUCCCCGACCUUUCGCCUAACUCAACGCCGCUGUCUGAGCAGUCCAUCUCCUCCUUCUCAGACCUUUUCGGCCGGUCUUCCACACCUGUGCCUCAAGAUAGAGCCACCCCAGCCGCUGUCCCGUCCCGGCGCAGGUUUUGUCGGUCCAGCCAUCUUGAGUCUCUUGCUCGAUCGGCUCUGUACAUCGGAGCCAUCCUAUGGUUGCUCGCUGUUGUAGAGUGGAUCCUUUUCCAGCCCUCCCUUCCUACCAGAAAUGACGCGGGAGGAGGCAAUUUUCGCCCCCUCGUCAAUGCAUCCCUCGCGACAGACACUACUCCUGCGCCGCCAAUAAAAGUUUUCAUCGUCUCGAAUCUAUACAACAGCGAGGAAAUCCUGCCAACCUAUGCUUCAUCCCUCAAAACCCUCAUCAGGACCCUCGGUACCGAUAACGUGUUUGUCUCCAUCUACGAGUCGCAUUCCACCGACCAGACAAAGAGCAUGCUCGCACAGCUUGAUCACGACCUUGCCCAAGUCAACGUCAGCCGCAGGAUUCUUUCCGACGAUCGUGCCAUCCGAAAGGGCAAGCUGUCUGCUGUGUCGGAUCGCAUCCGCUUCCUCGUCGACGUGCGCAACACAGCCAUGCAGCCGCUUCUUGAAGCUACGGACAAGUACACUCAUGUGCUGUGGAUCAAUGACAUUGUCUUUACCCCGCAAGACGCACUCACGCUAUUGCGCACCAACAACGGCCGCUACGAUCAGGCGUGCGCAAUCGACUUUAUCGGCAACGGUUUCUACGAUACAUGGGUCACCAGAGAUGCGCAUGGCGACACGCUCAAGCGACAAUGGCCGUAUUUCAAGCGUGACGAGGACGUAGAGGCGAUGCGAAAGGCGAUGCCCUUCGAGGUCAAUUCGUGCUGGAAUGGCAUCAGCGCCUUUGAUGCCAAGUGGUUCUAUCCCGCGUCCAAGGCCUCCGAGCCUGCAUCUCUUGAUGUUGCGGACGCCGACGAGGACGGACCGUCGCAGCUGCCUCUCAAGUUCAGAGCUUCAAAGUUGUGUCUGUCGUCCGAAUGUCAGCUCAUCUCGUACGACAUCCACCGGGCCACGUUUCCAUCACGUCCUUUGGUCCUCAUCAAUCCUGGCGUCAAAGUGGCCUACAACCACCGGCAUUACUGGCUGUACAACUCGCUCAUCCCGUCGCCUAUCCUGAGGCCUUGGAGGAUCAUCUGGCGAGACUGGAUCGGAAAUCGUCUGUUUGGCUGGGUCACCGAGGGUCUCCGAUGGAGCAAUGAGUGUAAGUCGAAGCAAAAGUUUUGGGCUGCUGCGCCAGCGAUGUCCACCGCUUAG
Messenger RNA from Pseudozyma hubeiensis SY62, 1824 nucleotides. Its product is annotated as glycosyltransferase. The transcript has a single exon. Bases 1 to 1824 code for a protein of 607 amino acids. The record is from RefSeq and is a predicted model, not a curated record. NCBI's taxonomy places the organism in Eukaryota, Fungi, Basidiomycota, Ustilaginomycetes, Ustilaginales, Ustilaginaceae.